CUGCCAACUUUCAUUCCAGAGUAGAUGCUGUUACUUUCAUCCCUCUCUGAAGUCCCAGCUCCUCAGUCAUGCUGCGUCCGACGGUCCUCUUCCUCUUCUUGGCCUGUGCAGUGUCUCUCAGCAGAUCUGCUGUAGUCCUAGAAAAUGGCAUGCCCAUCCUGUGGGCUCAAACAGCCGGAAAAGUGACUGACCUGCCGAUACAGAAUGGCAUUGUGACUCCUGACCCCUGGAACUUCCUUCAUCGCAUGAGUCUUUACCGCCUGAUGAUAGCUGCUACAGACCCAUUCAUGGGAUCCAUGGGGACAGGCACCGGAGAAAACCCUAUGUGGGGGCUGACAGUCCAGCUUGGAUGGUUUCUAACUUCAGGACGUCUUGCUGACCCAACCGGUGCUACAACCUGCGGCCUGCAAACAGGAGAUACUAUGUGUGUUUCUACCCAGAGCUGGUGGAGCUGUGUGAGCUACCUUGUCUCUGCACUGCCCUUCCUGUCUGCCGCACAGCAGGGCUUCCUGGGAGAAGGUGUUCAGGUCCAGAUGCAGGUCCCUGAAGGUGUAGAGGACUAUUGUACCACCUAUGCUGACUGUACCACUCGCUACCCCGAUGCCAUGGCUAAGUGGGAUGCCUAUUUUACGGGUCUCAAGACUUCUGCUGAGUCUGCCCUGCCUGAAAAUGAGAAGAAGGACUCUAUCCUCGGUCUCUACUGGGCAGCUCAAAUGGCUUCAAUUUAUUCUGCAUCAGCAUGCAAUGCCAAGAUGAGCUCCUAUUCCUCUCCUGAGGUGACUUUCGUUAACAGCUGGCUGAACUCAGCGGAGUACGUGUCAGCUGCAAACUUCCAUUCCACUUUGGAAAAAUCUUCGAAGUUCUCAAUCCCUCUGCCAAGCCGUGUUUUACAGGAGGGCGACAGUCCACCUAACAUUGCUGAUCUGAGUCAGGAGGAGAACCACACACUUUCUGUCUUCUCCUGGAUGAAAAAUAUGAACAGUCUGCUGGGCGGGUCGUUGGUGCGUAUGUGGCGAAGUGCCAUGUGUUCAGCAACCACAAGAGAGAAAGGCAGAGAGAUGUUGGAGCAGCUGAUGCUGAAUCCCAGCUUCGCCACAAGCACUUUCCUGUCCAUCAUCAGUGGAAUGACUACCAGCUGCUAAGAAAGAAACAGCAACUCCAGUCAUAUAAUGGUAUGUUCAUCCUAAAGUUAAAGGCACAUGCUAAAAACAAUGUGAUUUGACUUUUUUAAAAAUAAUACAGGAUUAAUUUUGUAUUACCCAGAGGGCAGUUUCACUAAGAAAAUACACUUGCAAUAGUAGACAUAACUGACAUUUCUUCUCCAUCAAAACAGUCCAAGUAGCGAAAGUAAGUCCUGUCAUUGUUUGGAGAUUUUUUUAUAUUGCAUUUACAUAGAUUAGAUAAAACCCUAGCAGCUCUUUAAUUCUUGUUACGGAGUUGUUGUUUUUUUGCAUGUAACAUCUCAAGUAAGGAUGUUACUACAUUAUGUUACAAUGUGAGUGGGCUCAAAGGUCAAACUGCAUGUUGACUCUGCUUGUUAAUUUGACAAAUGAUAUGUGAUUUUCUCAUGACUUUAAAGACAAUCAGUCUACUACCUACACUGUUGAAAACAAUAAACUCAUUUUGCUCCAUUUAUUGAUUCAUAUGAAAA
Messenger RNA from Scomber scombrus (Atlantic mackerel), 1651 nucleotides. RefSeq names its product protein LEG1 homolog. Bases 69 to 1142 code for a protein of 357 amino acids. The transcript is spliced from 8 exons. Lineage: Eukaryota; Metazoa; Chordata; Actinopteri; Scombriformes; Scombridae. The record is from RefSeq and is a predicted model, not a curated record.